This is a messenger RNA of Actinia tenebrosa (Australian red waratah sea anemone), 2445 nucleotides long. RefSeq names its product zinc finger protein ZIC 1-like. NCBI's taxonomy places the organism in Eukaryota, Metazoa, Cnidaria, Anthozoa, Actiniaria, Actiniidae. Gene Ontology annotation, molecular function: RNA polymerase II cis-regulatory region sequence-specific DNA binding; DNA-binding transcription factor activity, RNA polymerase II-specific. Gene Ontology annotation, biological process: regulation of transcription by RNA polymerase II. Gene Ontology annotation, cellular component: nucleus. The record is from RefSeq and is a predicted model, not a curated record.
UUACAAUAAAGAGAAUUAUCACGCUGGGUUCACAACAUUGCUUCGUACAGAUGCUCUGUGGACUGCAAGGCGAAUUUGACUGAGAACACAGCACGGCCAAGGCUYCAUAGACGAUCUAAAGUGUCAUCCUAUCAUAUAGAAAACGUUUUUCGAGUAGACGUAUUCUUAGCUAUGACAUUAGAGGUGUAAACACGAAUCGUGUCACGAAAGAUUUAGUCGUCAAACACCUCCAUUUCAUAAUAGGAAGGACGUGGUUUUGAACAAAGAGUAUUUGCUUCAUUCAGUCAGGUUUCCAUCGUCUUCUCACGCAAUUAAAGACUUUAGGAGUGAACAAUCACGAGACGUUGACUGGAGCUCCUGGUGUACUUACAAUGACUUCCCAAGAUCUCUACAGCAACUCAUCUAGUGCACACUUUCCUUAUUCUUCUGGACAAAAUACGCGAUCCUCUCGUCCUUCUUCACACGAAUUCAUCUUCGCCGGGCAGGAAAAUUUUACCUCUGGACCCCCGACAACUGUACGUUCACCGAACACAGCCAUGGGACUGACUGAUACUGGGAUGCCAAGAGGAGCGAGCAUACCACGACAACACAAUAUGAUUCAUGGGUCGGUCGUACAUCCAUUGCAUCCCAACCAUUACAGUAGUUUACAUGAUUCCCAUCGUGAUGGUGGGAAUGGCUCUCCACAUGGAUUCUUCUCUGUUGCACAUGCACAUGAUCCCCCUGGUCAUUAUCCUCAAAACGGUGGAUCUUUAGGCCAAGCGUAUCGGUUCUCUUUCCCAAGAGAUGAUAAGCCCGAGCUUGCUCAGUACGCCAGUCCCUUCGUACCUCCACGGUACGAGUAUAUGCCACAUCCUGGCCUGUCAAUGCCGCCAAGUUAUCUUCGACAGCCUUUGAGUCAUGUUGUAACAUGUGAGUGGAUUGAACCGGGCAGCAAAGGCAAGCCAUGCGGAAGGCAAUUUUUUCGAAUGCAUGACAUUGUGGCUCAUCUGGCCGAGGAUCAUGUUGGAGGUCCCGAGAGUUCUUCUCAUGUGUGCUUCUGGAAAGAAUGCGCUCGAAAUGGCUUGCCCUUCAAGGCAAAGUACAAGCUAAUCAACCACAUACGAGUACAUACCGGAGAGAAGCCAUUCCCUUGCCCCUUUCMYGGUUGUGGAAAACUAUUUGCUCGCUCGGAAAACUUGAAAAUACACAAAAGAACUCAUACUGGAGAAAAGCCUUUCAUUUGCGAGUUUCCCGGUUGUGAUCGGCGGUUUGCAAACUCGAGCGAUCGCAAAAAACACUCUCACGUUCACACAUCGGACAAGCCUUAUAUCUGCAAGGUAGAUGGUUGUAAUAAAAGCUACACUCACCCGAGUUCGUUGAGAAAACACAUGAAACUUCACGCCAAGCCAUCAGAAUCUGGUAUGGAAAGUCCUCAAGACGAGAUUUCACAAAAUGGAAAGUCCAAUUCUUCACCAUUUCCCUCUGCUUCGACGUACCCCCCAAUGUCCGAAUGGUUCAACAGAAUCCCAGGAGCGCCAACACAUCACGAACAUUUUCAUAUGGACAAUCCAACCACGCUUGGCCCUAGCCAAGCAGCUUUAGCAAGUUACUGACUCUAACACAAUCUGCUGUGCUAAAAAUAAGGUCAGCUUCGACUAUGCCGGUUCGUGAGGCCUGUUUAGACGUUUCGUUAUCAAAUUUAUCCAUACGCCUUCAAUCUGCUUUGGCUUUAUCGAAAAGGCAAGGGAGUACAAUACUUAAGGCUCGAUGAAGACAAAUGGUCUUUCCUAGACUGUUGCCCCGUUAUUUCGAAUUUUUGAAUUCGUACCAAAUGAGGAAGCUAGACUGCGAGACGCCAAAAUGUCCAAAAUCGCAGGAAGUUCAAAUCUUAGGGACCGACAAGGACACAGCGCCUGAAAACCCAGAGAAACCGGGGCCAGAAACUAUUYGUAAUUCAGUUGAAAAUUUCUCAAGGUUUUUCUUAUGUAUACACGCAGGCUAGCUAGUACUCAUUCAAACUUACAGCGUCAAUUGGAACCGUGAAUAUAAUGUUGUUGAUUGUGGAGCCAGUUAUGGCCAAUUUUCAAACAAAUCUAUGAAUACAAUUCUUGGAUGAUAUAUCCACAUUCAAAGAUACUCCUAUUUUCUUAGUUGUCAACUCUAAGAAUUUCAUUCCAAGAAUCUAAAUUUUCUUGUACAUAUACAUAUAUAAAUAUGAAAAACCAACUCUGAAUACUCUUUAAAAAGUCUCACUCUAAAACUGGGUCAGAGAAAGAGAAAARCAUGCUAUAUAAUGAUUUAUCAGAAACUUAGUUCACCGUUCCGGAARACACCGGUACUAAAUUCAUCAACUCACAUGAAUUGUAAAUACACUAACCGUAAAAAAGAAGGCAGGUUGCCCUGUUUCAAAUUGAUGUUGAACCAAAAUGAGCGRUAAAAUAAAAGUGUUUAUAUGGGACACAUAUA